CAGUAUAAGUGACGGGCCAAACUUUGGUCCUGAAGCGUCUAAUCACCCUUUUCAUGCGAAACUGCGAAAGAAUCUUGUACACUAUCAAAGAAUAACAGGCAAAUGUCGUUCAACUUUUGCUUUCUUCUCAACAUUUUCCCUAUCUAGGACUUAUACGACGAGGUUCAUAUCAUCAUAUUUUUCAUUUCCCAGCUCUCUUGGAGCGUAACAGCCUUGUUUGUUUGAGGAUUUCUGGCAAAACUGCCGGAUUUCAGCGUACUGGUGUCAUGGACAGGGAAAAGAAAGAAACUUUCUUGAGUGAGGGGGAAGAUGUGCAGAAUGGUGGAAGAAGAGAAACUGGGAUUUCAAUCCCUAAGUCUCUAAGUUCCUCUGGAAUAAUUGAAGAAAUAACACAAGUUAAACAUGGGAGAAGGCCCAAUCUUUCACUGGAAAUACCUAUGAUGAGUUUGCAGAAUUCCCGUGAAGAAAUUGUUCAGAUUAAGAAGCUUUUGACCCCUACCCCAACUGCAAAGAAGGUGAAUUUUCUUGUGACUCCUAGUCCUUCUGAUCCCAGAGUGAAUGGAUCUCCAGGCCACCUCCCCAGAGCCAAAUCAUCCAUAAGGAAUUUACUGCCCAAACUAAACUUCAUGUCCCAUAAUUCCAAUCUGGAUAUGGAGAAGGCUCCAGAUAUUGAUUUGGGUUGUUCUGCCACAGCUCCACAAGACAAAGUAGUGUCCAUCUCCAUCUCCAGGUCUUGGUCACUCUCUAAAAUGUUCACGCCUCGCAUUAAGAGGACCUCGUCUUUGCCCAUUGAUCCUCUUGCAGACUUGAACCCCGAGCCUGCACUCGGGGGAGGAAGUGUAAGCACUGCUUCUGUAACUUCUCCUACUUCGCUGCACUCCAAAGGAACACAACUCCGCAUUCCUCGUUCCCUUUCUCUCCCGGUGGUUAACAAGGAUGGAAGCGCCCGCAAAGUGGAAUCUUUCUUUCGCGUUAUUCCUUCAACGCCUUGCUUGAAGGAUUUGGAGUCCAUUGUCUCUGCUGCACCCACUCCAAAACGAGAUUCUGAAGAAAAUGAGGACGGAGGCGAAGAUAUACCCGAAGAAGAGGCGGUUUGUCGAAUUUGCUUGAUUGAAUUGUGCGAAGGCGGAGAGACGCUCAAGAUGGAGUGCAGCUGCAAAGGCGAGCUUGCUCUGGCUCACCAAGAAUGCGCCAUAAAAUGGUUUAGCAUCAAGGGUAACAAGACGUGUGAUGUUUGCAAGCACGAGGUCCGUAAUCUGCCUGUCACUCUACUGCGUAUCCAGAGUAUCCGAAAUGCAAACGCUGCUGCAGCUCGGUUCAAUCAAAUGGAUGUAAAUGGACACAGGGUUUGGCAGGAAGUUCCCAUUCUCGUCAUUGUCAGCAUGCUUGCAUACUUCUGUUUUCUCGAGCAGCUGCUGGUUGGAAAGAUGGGGACGGGUGCAAUUGCCAUAUCGCUGCCCUUUUCUUGUGUACUCGGCCUCCUUGGAUCUAUGACAUCUUCGACAAUGGUAAAGAGAAGAUUUGUAUGGGUGUAUGCAUCAGUCCAGUUUGCAUUUGUGGUGCUCUUUGCACAUAUUUUCUACUCUCUGGUUCAUGUGCAAGCAGUUCUGUCGAUUCUUCUCUCCACAUUUGCGGGGUUUGGUGUUGCAAUGAGUGGAAGUUCCAUUCUUGUCGAGUACUUCAGAUGGCGAAGAAGGCGGCGCGUUUUGUUACACCGCCAAGAGAAUCCUCAAGUCGCGCUACCUCCAGGGCGGUGGCCGCCACAGCCAAACCAAACAGUAACAGCAACAGCAACAACAACAUCGCAGGUCGGUCCUCAACAUCAUCAGACCGACAUAGAAAAUCCAGAAACAUUUAGUGGGAGCUAGUUGAAGUUGAAGCAUUAGGAUGGGAAGGUGUGAUGUAGCAAAGAUAGAGAGUAAUAUGGAAAAAUACAACAAGGGGUUUUGUUCAUUGCUCCACCUUAGCUUGUACAUUGUUCCUUCUGCAUAAUUGUAAUAUUGCAGUGUUGUGAAAAAGAAAGUUUGAGUGAUGAGUAUACAUACAUUAUACAUACAUGUAUCCAUUUUGAUUGUUCAUAUCCUGGCUGGAGAAUCCAACUUCACAUGUGAAAAUUUUGUUUAGAAAUCACUGUAAAGAGUAAAACCUCAGCUCUUUACUAGCGCAGCACUCAUUAAUA
Messenger RNA from Ipomoea nil (Japanese morning glory), 2179 nucleotides. RefSeq lists its product as uncharacterized. Gene Ontology annotation, molecular function: zinc ion binding. The record is from RefSeq and is a predicted model, not a curated record. Bases 267 to 1868 code for a protein of 533 amino acids. The transcript is spliced from 7 exons. Lineage: Eukaryota; Viridiplantae; Streptophyta; Magnoliopsida; Solanales; Convolvulaceae.